AUGUCCUCUCAAUACAACACCGAACCACCCCCCACCGCGUCUGUCACCCUUAACACAACCGUCGGCCCUCUCCACAUCGCCCUCUUCGCCAAACAAACACCUCUAGCCUGCAAGAAUUUCAUCCAACACUGUCUCGAUGGCUACUACACCGGUACGGUUUUCCAUCGCAUAGUCCCGGGCUUUGUCAUCCAGGGCGGCGAUCCGACCGGAACGGGGUCUGGGGGUUCGUCGAUUUACGAGGACGCAGAAUUCGAGUACGACCCGGAAGCGCGAGACCCGAACGAAAAAGUCGUCUUUGGCGAUGAGAUUCACAGCCGAUUGCGAUUCAAUCGCCGGGGUUUGGUGGGAAUGGCUAAGGGCGAGGAUGGGACUUAUGGAAGUCAGUUCUUUAUUACACUUGGGAAUACGGAAAGGCAGAUGAACGGACAGUGUACGAUGUUUGGACGGAUCGAGGGUGAUAGUAUUUAUAACAUGGUCAAGAUUGCGGAGGCGGAAUUGGUGGAGGGAACGGAGAGACCGGUUUAUGCAGUCAAGGUUAUAGGAUGUGAAGUGGGAGAGAUGGGUCAGUUUGCGGGGAAAUUGAAAAAGAGGGACAAGAUUGCAAAGGCGAUGGAGUCAAAGGAUGAAAAAGUAACGGCCAAGAAGAAAAAGAAGGCAAAAGGUGGAAAGACAUUACUCAGUUUUGGGGCUGACGAGGCGGAGGACGAUGGGGAGGAUUUGGCAACAUUGAAGGCUAAAAAGCCAAAGUUCAACACAAAUCUGGUCUCAGCUGGUGAUGGAUCUCUUGAUAUACAGCCAAAGACAGCUUCUUCAACUGAAAAUCAGUCCAAGAAGCGACGACAUUCGCCAUCCCCGCCACCGAAAAAGCCAGCUAGUAAUCGAAGGACGCGUCCAAGAAGUCCGGAUCCAUAUAUGCAAGUUCCUCCCAAGGAUCCCGAAGAACCCGAAAGAUCACCGUCCGAAACACCACCACCAGCUACCCGACCCUCGAUUUUGGAGCGUACAGAGGCGGAAAUUGCAUCAUUGAAAGCAUCCAUGCGACGGAAUGUCACAACACAGGAAGACAGCAGCAGGAAAAAAUCCGCCCUUGAAGCCAUGAUCCCAGAGACCUCUAUUCGAGGACGGAAGAGACCGCCACCAGGCAGUGCUGCGGCCAAUGGGAAAGGCACCGAUUCCGAGGCCUUAAAGUUAUUCAACGCGUUCAAGGCGAAACUUGAAGGCUCCGAUUCGCAAUACAAGCGAAACACAAAAACCAAAGAAUCUAGCAACGAAGACUCACGUGAAAACACAAAAGUAACAUCCGAUGAAGUGGAAGAUGAAGAAGCUCAGCUCUGCGACCUGCACUUCAUUGCAAAUUGUCAGUCGUGUCAGAAAUGGUCUGAAACCCCGGAAGGUGGCAAUGAAGGUUCCCGUGAUCAGCAAAACGAGGAUUCUACGGAUUGGAUGACUCAUCGUCUACAGUUUGGCAAGGAUUUACUGGGAAAGGAUUUGAAUUGGAAGAAAGAGCAUAGAGAUGAUGCUGACUCAUUGAUGGUGAUCGACCCACGAGAAAAGGAGAAAGAAUACGUGCACCGCGGGGGCAAGAGUAGGAAGACGGGUAGAGAUAGGGAGCGGGAGAACAAGCGGGAGAGAGCUAGCGAGAGAGAAUGGGAUCGAAAGUAA
Talaromyces proteolyticus is the source of this 1662-nucleotide messenger RNA. RefSeq names its product putative peptidyl-prolyl cis-trans isomerase. Gene Ontology annotation, biological process: protein folding; protein peptidyl-prolyl isomerization. Gene Ontology annotation, molecular function: peptidyl-prolyl cis-trans isomerase activity. Gene Ontology annotation, cellular component: catalytic step 2 spliceosome. NCBI's taxonomy places the organism in Eukaryota, Fungi, Ascomycota, Eurotiomycetes, Eurotiales, Trichocomaceae. The record is from RefSeq and is a predicted model, not a curated record. The transcript has a single exon. The coding region runs from base 1 to 1662 and encodes 553 amino acids.